GGAAACACCGCGGAUCCGGCUCGGGGAGUCCAGGAGGUACCGGGCAGGAAGGAAACAUGAGUUGGUUAGCAAGGAAAAAAGGAAAGCCCAACAGAGGAGGAGGACGAGGCAAAGGAGGCGGUGGAAAACGAGGAGGGGGCAGUGGCCAUUCAAACAAGCCUCAGCUCGGUGGAAGUAGGAAAUGUUCAACCAAAAUUUGGGACGAUGGAGAUGAUUUUUGUCUCUUUGAGGAACCAAGGCUAGAAUCCAGAUCAAGUGUCCCUGCCAGAAGAGGAGGGCAAAUGAAGCAGAGACCUGAAGCAAAAAUGCCUCUGCAGACCAUACACAUGACAUCAGAGAACCAGAGAAGAGUGAAAGAGCUCCUUCAAGAGCUGCAAGGGCAGGAGCUGGCACCUGAAUCAGAUGUAGCUGGAGAAGAUGAUGAUGAGCCUGACUACCUGGAUGAUGAGCAGUGCUGGUCAACAGAACAGGAAGCUUCUGAUGCAAUGCCAAAGUUGCCUGCUGAGCCAGCUGAGCACAGAAUUGUGGGCAGUGAAGUGUCUUCAUUUGCUGUGCACAAACUCUCCAGGUAUGGUUUUGACUGUGAGCGCUGCAGGGCAGUGCUGAGAUCCUGCAAUGGUAAUAUUGGGGCAUCACUGGAGGAUUUGCUAUUGCAGUGCUUCUCUGAGAGGUAUGGAGAGAAGAUGCAGGUUUCUGCAGCAGCUGCUGAAGCCAGUCAAGAGGAAUGUUUAGAGCAGAGGCAAGAAGAAGCUUUUGCCCUCCGGUCAAUUUAUGGAGAAAAAUUUGUAGAAAGGAUUAAAAAUCGUGUUUGGACUUUCAGUUUGGAAUUGGACUACCUGGCACACAGGUUCAGUAAAUCUAAACAAAAAAGUACAAGGGACACAGCAAAACAGACUUCAAAGGAAAUAUGUAAAUUUUACCUCCAAGGAGGCUGCAGGUUUGGUUCAAAAUGCAGAUUUAGACAUGAAUUCCCUCCAAACCAUCCACUAAACACAUCCAAGAACUCUGUAGACGAUGCUCAUCUCAGACAUAAUGAUGGUCCCGUCUAUGAACUUGAAGUGAGAUUUCCUGAUGAGAACAAGUAUCCUCUUCAGGCACCUCUUGUGGCAUUUUACUCCACUGACGAGAAUCUGCCUCUUGCUUGUCGUCUGCACAUUGCUGAGUUCCUCUUUGGAAAGGCCUUGGCAGCUGCAGAGUCUCAUGAGCCAGUGGUGUACACCUUGGUGACUUGUUUGGAAGAUGAACACGAGAUCAGUGAGCUCCUGAGCAAUACUCACCACAAGUUCAGUGUUCCUCCUGUCUCCCUGCUGGCAGCACCUCCUGUAAAGCCACAGGCAGAGAGUGCACCUGCUUCAGAUCAACAGGCUGAAGCCUCAACAGUGUCAGAGCCUCAGGAAGAAGAGGUGGUGGCAGAAGAGGAGGAGGAGGAAGAGCCUGAACAAGUUGUUGUGGAGAAUGAGAGUUAUGUGAACUUGAAGAAGAAGCUUUCCAAAAAGUAUGAUGUGCAGGCAAAGUCUCUGUAUAAUGAAAAUGUCAGAAUCUGCGCGCAGUUUCGGCAGAAAAAGUCUUCCAGGCACUUUCAGUCCAUGCUGUAUGAAAGGCAGAAGCUCCCUGCUUGGCAAGAGAGAGAAAACAUCUUGAGUUUGCUUGAGAGCCACCAAGUUCUUGUUGUGAGUGGCAUGACAGGAUGUGGGAAAACCACUCAGAUUCCCCAGUUUAUCUUGGAUGCUUCAUUGCAAGGCUCUCCAAGCAGAGUUGCAAACAUCAUCUGCACUCAGCCUCGCAGGAUCUCUGCCAUUUCUGUGGCUGAACGUGUAGCCAAGGAAAGAACAGAAAGGAUUGGACUCACUGUUGGAUAUCAGAUCCGUCUGGAAAGUGUCAAGUCCUCAGCUACCAGGCUUUUGUACUGCACUACUGGUGUGCUGUUGAGAAGGCUGGAAGGAGAUCUGACUCUGCAGGGAGUCACUCAUGUCAUUGUUGAUGAAGUUCAUGAAAGAACAGAAGAAAGUGACUUCCUGCUGCUGGUUUUGAAGGAUAUAAUGGUUCAGAGGCCAGACCUGCGCAUUAUACUGAUGAGUGCCACCCUGAAUGCUGAGCUUUUCUCUCAGUACUUCCACUCCUGUCCAAUCAUCAACAUACCAGGGCGAACAUUUCCUGUGGACCAGUUUUUUCUGGAAGAUGUGAUUGCAAUGACAAGGUAUGUUUUAGAGGACAGCAGUCCCUACAGGAGGAAGGUAAAGCAAGAACAGAAUGGGAGACACAAAAGAACUGCAUUUGAAGAAGUAGAGGAGGACCUGAGGCGUGCUGGCCUUCUGGAAAGCACUGACACCGUGGUCAGAGAUUCAGACCCAGACCAGAAAUUAACUCUGAAGCAGCUCCUUACACGAUAUAAAGGGGUUAGCAAGGCAGUGCUGAAAACAAUGUCUGUCAUGGACUUGGACAAAGUUAAUCUAGAAUUAAUUGAAGCCUUGCUGGAAUGGAUAGUUGCUGGCAGACAUUCAUACCCCCCAGGUGCUGUGUUGGUAUUUUUGCCUGGCCUAGCAGAAAUCAAGAUGCUUUAUGAGCAGCUUCAGACUAAUGCUCUUUUUAAUAACAGGCACAGCAAGAGGUGUGUGGUUUAUCCACUUCAUUCCUCACUGUCCAGUGAAGAACAGCAGUCUGUGUUCCUCAGGCCUCCUGCAGGAGUUACCAAAAUCAUCAUCUCCACCAACAUUGCAGAGACAUCUGUCACUAUCGAUGACGUGGUCUAUGUGAUUGACUCUGGAAAAAUGAAAGAGAAAAGAUACGACCCAAGCAAAGGAAUGGAAAGUCUGGAGGACACCUUUGUGUCCAAGGCCAACGCUCUGCAGAGGAAGGGGCGGGCAGGACGUGUGGCCUCGGGCGUCUGCUUCCACCUCUUCAGCAGCCACCACUACAACCACCAGCUUGUGAAACAGCAGCUGCCAGAAAUACAGAGAGUGCCCCUGGAGCAGCUCUGUCUGAGAAUUAAGAUCCUGGAGAUGUUUUCUGAGCAGAGUCUUCACUCUGUCUUGUCACGGCUGAUCGAGCCCCCCAGGACCGAGUCCUUGCAGGCAUCGAAGGUGCGGCUGCGGGACCUGGGAGCGUUAACUCCGGAGGAGAAGCUCACUCCCCUGGGAUACCACCUGGCCUCGCUGCCUGUGGAUGUCAGGAUUGGCAAGCUCAUGCUCUUUGGCACCAUCUUCCGCUGCCUGGAUCCUGCGCUGACCAUAGCAGCCAGCCUGGCCUUUAAGUCACCUUUUGUGUCACCGUGGGAUAAAAGGGAAGAAGCAAACAAAAAGAAGCUGGAGUUUGCAGUAGGAAACAGUGACUACCUGGCUCUUCUCCAGGCCUAUAAGGGAUGGCGUUUAAGUAUCAAAGAGGGCUCUCAAGCAAGCUACAACUACUGCAGGGAGAACUUCCUGUCAGGAAGAGUCCUUCAGGAAAUUGCCAGUCUGAAGAGGCAGUUUGCAGAGCUGCUUUCUGACAUUGGCUUUGUGAAGGAGGGAUUGAGAGCCAGGGAUAUUGAGAAGAGGUGGUCCCAAGGAGGCGAUGGUGUGUUGGAUGCCACAGGAGAGGAGGCAAAUUCAAAUGCAGAUAACAUCAAGCUGAUCUCAGCUAUGCUGUGUGCUGCACUGUAUCCCAAUGUUGUCCAGGUGAAAAAGCCAGAGGGUAAAUACCAGAAGACCAGUACAGGAGCGGUCAAAAUGCAACCAAAAGCAGAAGAGCUGAAGUUUGUUACUAAAAAUGAUGGUUAUGUUCAUAUUCAUCCUUCGUCUGUGAAUUAUCAGACCAGGCACUUUGAGAGCCCGUACCUGGUGUACCACGAGAAGAUCAAGACGAGCCGCGUGUUCAUCCGGGACUGCAGCAUGGUGUCCGUGUACCCGCUGGUGCUGCUGGGCGGCGGCCAGGUGCACAUGCAGCUGCUCAAGGGCGACUUUGUCAUCUCCCUGGACGACGGCUGGAUCCGCUUUGUGGCUGCCUCUCACCAGGUGGCUGAGCUGGUGAAGGAGCUGCGCUGCGAGCUGGACCAGCUGCUGCAGGAUAAAAUCAAGAAUCCCAGCAUGGAUUUGUGCAUGUGCCCCCGGGGCUCUCGGAUCAUCGGCAUGAUUGUCAAGCUUGUGACCACGCAGUGACAUCAGAACAGUUUGCUGUAAGGAUCACCCAUGGCUGCUGCCUGAGAACAGACCAAGUAACAUCAGUGUCCUGAUGCAUUUAUUGGUCCAAAACGUGGCACUGACCUCUGCAAAAACAAGUUGGCAACUGUACUGUUGAGUUUUGGGUUUUUGUUUGUUGGCUUGUUGAAAUUAAGGUGGCUUACACUAUAUUCUGGGAGAAUGGCAGCUCUUCCAGAAGGAAUAGAAA
Zonotrichia leucophrys gambelii is the source of this 4362-nucleotide messenger RNA. It is a transcript of the gene DHX57, whose product is annotated as DExH-box helicase 57. Gene Ontology annotation, cellular component: intracellular anatomical structure. The coding region runs from base 57 to 4133 and encodes 1358 amino acids. Lineage: Eukaryota; Metazoa; Chordata; Aves; Passeriformes; Passerellidae. Gene Ontology annotation, molecular function: RNA binding; ATP binding; protein binding. The transcript is spliced from 24 exons. The record is from RefSeq and is a predicted model, not a curated record.